CCAUCUCAGUCGCGUUUCGGACAGCCCGCGGGACGGACCGAUUGAGACUUGGGUCGUGGGCAAUGGGAAUGGAUCGAACUUCGAGCAGCAGUGUGGCAGAACUUGGCGCAGCAGAUGGCGCGGGGGCCAAGGUGGCGGACCAUCAAGAUUACGCCGAGGCCCUGUCCCUCGCCAGCCGGCGUCGCAAGCGGCGAUGGAAUAUUCGCUCGUGCAGCACCCUGGAUCUCUUGAGUGUGGCGGCUGUCGUCCUCGCGCUGCUGCUCAUCUUAGGCGCCAUUUACAUGCACUUAAAACAGAGGUCCCAUCUGGGGCGCUUGCACAUCCCUCGGCGGGAGAAGGGGAAGGAGCUGCUGGACGCGAAGGCAUUGUCCAUUUCGCUGGAUGUUGCAGCUGGCGUGGCUGCCCAGAGCAUAACUACAGUCCGGCCAUCGCUGCUGGAGCCGAGCGAGGACUGCCUGCCAUGCAUCGCAGUGGCCGCCACAGACAAUCAGGCAGCAACGUGCGGGGGCAUGCCGUGCGGCAUCUAUCGCAUCUCAUGGCUGUACUGGAUGGACGCCCAGGGGACUAGUGACCCGGACAACCAGCCACUUACGCAGGCAGACUACGAGGGCUGCGUGCCAGUUGCCAGCUGCGCCGAGGGGCUUGUGCGCAGCUAUGUGAAGCGUUUCGGCUAUGACUGCGAUGGAGAUGGCCUGAUUGGGUGUCGGGAUCACGUAAUUCUGCACCUGAACGGACCCACGGGCUGCCGCAUGGGAAAGCCCCUAUCCGCCCUCGCCGAGCGACGAAUGAAUAAAUGUUUUUCCAAAAAAGACCUUCAGUAGAA
This is a messenger RNA of Drosophila obscura, 823 nucleotides long. RefSeq lists its product as uncharacterized. NCBI's taxonomy places the organism in Eukaryota, Metazoa, Arthropoda, Insecta, Diptera, Drosophilidae. The transcript has 3 exons. Gene Ontology annotation, molecular function: lysozyme activity. The record is from RefSeq and is a predicted model, not a curated record. Bases 63 to 821 code for a protein of 252 amino acids.